AUGCUAACGCACCCGCGCCUCGCAAGAGAGGCCGGCCACGAUCUAGGACGGACGAUUAGCAAAUUCCCGAGGAAUCCAGAGACGUCGAACGCAGCUUCGCGUCGCGCAGAACUCGAGUCGGGCAUCGAAGAGCUCAGCGAGUCGUUCCUUUUAUUUAGUAAUCUUCUAUUCGAGGUUGGGAUUCUCCAAAAUCAGCCUCGUGUCACAGCUGCUCUACAAAAAAUUACACAGCAAUACGUGUCGCUUGCCAAAAGUGGCUGCGACGAGGCCGAACAAGCACCUACAGCGCCGGCGGACGAGUCGCAACCGACGUCUCCCACAGUCAGCGAUACACGAGAUAUAAUUUCAAAUAACAAUCCGCUUAUAACGCAGCUUGGUUCACUGCCAAUAAUCGGUGACGCUUUCUAA
Molecule: messenger RNA, 408 nt
Organism: Penicillium daleae
Lineage: Eukaryota; Fungi; Ascomycota; Eurotiomycetes; Eurotiales; Aspergillaceae
Exons: 3
Coding region: 1-408 (135 amino acids)
Source: RefSeq, a predicted model, not a curated record